Messenger RNA from Trichogramma pretiosum, 1738 nucleotides. RefSeq names its product zinc finger protein 260-like. Gene Ontology annotation, molecular function: RNA polymerase II transcription regulatory region sequence-specific DNA binding; DNA-binding transcription factor activity, RNA polymerase II-specific. The record is from RefSeq and is a predicted model, not a curated record. Bases 98 to 1711 code for a protein of 537 amino acids. The transcript is spliced from 3 exons. Gene Ontology annotation, biological process: regulation of transcription by RNA polymerase II. NCBI's taxonomy places the organism in Eukaryota, Metazoa, Arthropoda, Insecta, Hymenoptera, Trichogrammatidae. Gene Ontology annotation, cellular component: nucleus.
CUCACUCAUUUCUUCUACUCAUGUUAACUAGUUUACAUUUCGAUUUCAUAAUUUGUAAAUACUAUUGAACUAAUUUUCAUGAUAUUUGUUUAACAAAAUGAAGUCUAGUGAUGCAAUCAACUAUGCUGCCAUUGUAAAACAAGAGGCUAAUGACAUGUGCUACGAUGAAAAAAAAUAUAGUGAAUCCACAGACCAAACAUCCGAUACAAAACAUUUGCAAUACCUCAGAUGUCUGCAAGAGAGUACCAAUCAUACUCUUGAAAAGCUCGAAGAUAUUCGUGAGUUUCAACCUAACCAAGAAAUUAAAAUAGAGUUUGAGUGCAAAGAUGUAAAACCCAUUGUGAAUUUAUUGGUAGCUGAUAAAAAGAACGAAGAAAUUCAAAAACUCAAAUCUAACCAAGAAAUUAAAAUAGAGUUUGAGUGCAAAGAUGUAAAACCAAAUUUAUUAGAACAUAACUUGAUUAAAAUAGAAAAAAAGGCCACCGAGAAGGAAGAGUUUCUCGGUGGAACUAUACAAAUUAAUGAUACACAUACUGACUGCCAAAUCAGGGGACAAAAUGCGAAAAUUGAUGCUUUAGUUGGUAAGAGUAAAAAAUCAAUUGAAUGUAAAACAUGUUUGAAACAAUUUCUUACAAAAAUGAAUCUGAAAGAUCACAUUGAUUCAGAGCAUAAACGUGUCAAAUACCCAUGUUACAAUUGUGAAAAGGAAUUCGAAAGCAAAAGUUAUCUCAAAUUACAUAUUGAUUCAGUGCAUAGUGGUAAAAAACCUUACCAUUGCGAUACAUGUGAAAAGACAUUUACACAAAAAAGUAGUUUGAAUACCCAUAUUGAUUCGGUGCAUGAUUGUAUCAAACACCCAUGUACCAAUUGUGGAAAGACAUUCAAAAAUAAAGGUUAUCUCAAAUUGCAUAUUGAUUCGGUGCAUAGUGGUAUGAGGCACCCAUGCCACACGUGCGAAAAGACAUUUUCACUAAAGUCUAGUCUGAAAAUACAUAUUGAUACGGUGCAUAAGAGUAUUUCCUUCCCUUGUGAGAUUUGUGGAAAGUCAUUUAAAAGCAGAGGUUAUCUCAAAUUGCAUAUUCAUUCGGUGCAUGAUCGCAUCAAACACCCAUGCCAAACUUGUGGAAAAAUGUUUUCACAAAAUGGUUAUCUUAAAUUGCAUAUUGGUUCAGUGCAUAGUGGUCAAAAACCUUACAACUGCGAUGUAUGCGGAAAGACAUUUUUACAAAAGUCUAGUUUGAAAAUGCAUAUCGAUUCGUUGCACAAUGGAAUCAAUUACCCGUGUGGCACUUGUGGAAAAAUGUUCUCACAAAAUCGUUAUCUUAAAUUGCAUAUUGGUUCAGUGCAUAAUUGUAUCAAACACCCAUGUACCACUUGUGGAAAGACAUUCAAAAGUAAAGGUUAUCUCAAAUUGCAUAUUGAUUCAGUGCAUAAUUGUCAAAAACCUUACAACUGCGAUGUAUGUGGGAAGACAUUUACACAAAAGAGUCAUCUUAUUGUUCAUACUGAUUCAUCGCAUAAUAAUCGGAAACGUUACAACUGUGAUAUGUGCGGAAAGACAUUUGUAUUUAAAGCAUCUGUAAAACUCCAUAUCGAUUCGGUGCAUAAUCGUAUCAAAUACCCAUGCCACACUUGCGGAAAGAAAUUUUCACAAAAAGGUUAUCGUAAAAUCCAUAUUUAUUCAGUACAUAAACCUACUGCAUUUAUUUAGUUAUAUAAAAAUGCACAGUCAUGCGGU